This is a messenger RNA of Pollicipes pollicipes, 703 nucleotides long. Its product is annotated as dihydrolipoyllysine-residue succinyltransferase component of 2-oxoglutarate dehydrogenase complex, mitochondrial-like. Gene Ontology annotation, molecular function: dihydrolipoyllysine-residue succinyltransferase activity. The transcript has 4 exons. Gene Ontology annotation, cellular component: mitochondrion. The coding region runs from base 1 to 426 and encodes 141 amino acids. NCBI's taxonomy places the organism in Eukaryota, Metazoa, Arthropoda, Thecostraca, Pollicipedomorpha, Pollicipedidae. The record is from RefSeq and is a predicted model, not a curated record. Gene Ontology annotation, biological process: tricarboxylic acid cycle.
AUGCAGAUGUGCUCAAACAAGCUGGGUGUAGUGACCAAUGGCCUGGUGGUGCCUGUACUCCGCAGCGUGGAAGGCAUGAGCUACCUGGACAUCGAGAAAGGCAUCGAGGCGCUCGGAGCCAAGGCCAAGGACGGCUCGCUGGCUGUGGAGGACAUGGACGGCGGCACGUUCACCAUCAGCAACGGCGGCGUGUUCGGCUCCAUGUUCGGCACGCCCAUCAUCAACCCUCCGCAGGCGGCCAUCCUCGGCAUGCACGGCAUCUUCCAGCGGCCGGUCGCGAUUGACGGCAAGGUGGAGAUCCGUCCGAUGAUGUACGUGGCGCUGACGUACGACCACCGACUGAUCGACGGCAGGGAGGCGGUCACCUUCCUGCGCCACAUCAAGGCGGCCGUCGAGGACCCGCGCGUUCUGCUGCUCGGCCUCUAGACGAGCGGCGGUAUCUCCCCCAGGCGGGCUCGCAGGCGGGCCCCUGACGCUUGGCCCCGCCGCCUCCAAGGACGGCGAGCCGGCCGCGGGCCCGCUGCUAGACAGGCGUAGGUGCAAUGGGUGUGCCGCGUGCGGUGGCCCGGCACGUGUGACUGCGACCGGCCCGUUGCGGCGUGGGACGUGGCGCUUGCCUCGACUCAGCAAGGCCACCACACCGACCUCGGCCGGCGUCGCGACCGCAGCGCGCGCCACCACCGGCUCUCUCGGGAAUAUCGUC